CCGCGCGCCGGUAGCGCAGCCGCGGCCAGAGGGAUGGCGGCCGCCGCCGCCGCCGUGUGAGGCCGUAGCGCACCGCAUCGGCAGCGGCUCUGACCGCCGCCUCGUCCCGACCGGACCCGACGCCAGUGCUGCGGCCCGCUGCGGGCCGCCCGUCCCCGCCCGCGGCAUGAAGGCGGCGGCGAGUGGCGCCGAGGAAGUGGAGAAGCUGAACAAGAUGAAUGCCCUCUUAGAAAGACUUCGUGCAAAGUACAAUCAAAACAGGCCUUGGACAGAAACCAUGAAGUUAGUCCGUCAAGUCAUGGAAAAGCGAGUUGGGAUGAACUCGGGGGGACACCAACAUCUGGUGAGCUGUUUGGAGACUUUGCAGAAGGCAUUAAAAGUGUCUUCUCUUCCUGCCAUGACAGAUCGCUUGGAGUCUAUAGCUAGACAAAAUGGCCUUGGAUCUCACCUUAGUGCAAAUGGCACCGAAUGUUACAUCACCUCAGACAUGUUCUAUGUGGAAGUCCAGCUAGACCCCACAGGGCUGCUGUGUGAUGUCAAGGUGGCUCACCAUGGAGAAAACCCUGUGAGUUGUCCAGAAUUGGUGCAACAUCUGAGAGAUAAAAAUUUUGAUGAAUUUUCUAAACAUUUGAGAGGGCUUGUGAACCUGUAUAAAUUGCCAGGAGACAACAAACUUAAAACAAAAAUGUACUUGGCUCUGCAGUCCCUAGAGCUGGACCUCUCAAAAAUGGCAGGAAUGUAUUGGCAAGCCACCAAUGCAAAUCCCCUUGACAAGAUUCUUCAUGGCAGUGUUGGCUAUCUCACCCCCAGGAGUGGAGGUCUCCUGAUGAAUCUCAAGUAUUACGUCUCGCCCUAUGAUUUAUUUGAAGAUGGCACUGGAACCCCCAUUAUUUUGCAUGAGAACAAUGUUCCUCGGUCUUUGGGCAUGAAUGCAUCGGUAACGAUCGAGGGAACUAUGGCCAUGUACAAACUUCCGAUUGCGCCACUGAUUAUGGGCUCUCAUCCAGUUGACAGCAAAGGAACUCCAUCUUUCUCGUCAGUCACCAGUGCCAACAGCGUGGACUUACCAGCUUGUUUCUUCCUGAAGUUCCCACGUCCCGUUCCAGUGUCUCGAGCUUUCAUUCAGAAACUUCAGGCCUGCACAGGUAUUCCACUGUUUGACACUCCACCAGCGUUUGUACCCUUGUAUGAGCUGAUCACACAGUUUGAAUUAUCCAAGGAGGCCGACUCUCUGCCUUUAAACCAUAAUAUGCGCUUCUAUGCAGCUCUUCCAGGACAGCAGCACUGUUACUUUCUGAACAAAGAUGCUCCUCUCCCAGAUGGAAGAAGCCUUCAAGGAACUCUGAUUAGCAAAAUCGCCUUCCAGCACCCUGGACGGGUUCCCCUCAUCCUCAAUUUGAUCAGGCAUCAAGUGGCCUACAACACGCUGAUUGGCAGCUGUGUCAAGCGAACAGUUUUAAAGGAAGAUUCUCCUGGGAUCCUGCAGUUUGAAGUUUGUCCUCUCUCUGACUCCUGUUUUAGUGUCUCCUUUCAGCAUCCUGUGAAUGACUCCUUGGUGUGUGUGGUAAUGGAUGUGCAAGACUCUACUCAUGUGAACUGCAAACUGUACAAAGGGCUGUCCGAUGCUCUUAUCUGCACAGAUGAUUUCAUUGCCAAAGUUGUUCAAAGAUGUAUGUCUAUUCCUGUCACCAUGAGAGCAAUUCGUAGAAAAGCAGAAACGAUUCAAGCAGACACACCAGCCUUGUCCCUCAUUGCAGAGACAGUAGAAGACAUGGUGAAGAAAAAUCUCCCCCCAGCCAGCAGCCCAGGGUAUGGCAUGACCACAGGCAGCAACCCAAUGAGUGGUACCACUACCCCAACAAACACUUUUUCAGGAGGUCCCAUCACUACUCUGUUUAACAUGAGCAUAAGCAUGAAGGAGAGGCAUGACUCAGUGGGCCAUGGGGAGGACUUCAGCAAAGUGUCUCAGAACCCUAUUCUCACUAGUUUGUUGCAGAUCACGGGGAAUGUGGGUUCAACCCUUGGCUCAAGUCCAACCCCUCCCCAUCACACACCACCACCAGUAUCCUCACCAGCAGGCAACACCAAGAACCACCCCAUGCUCAUGAACCUUCUCAAAGAGAAUCCUCCUCAGGAUUUCUCCACUCUGUAUGGGAGCAGCCCUCUCGAAAGGCAGAACUCUUCCUCUGGCUCCCCUAGAAUGGAAAUGGGCCCUGGGGGGAAUAAGCAAAAGAAAAAAAAAUCCCGCCUGCCUGCCGACAAGCCCAAGCAUCAGACUGAGGAUGAUUUCCAGAGGGAGCUCUUUUCAAUGGAUGUUGACUCUCAGAACCCCAUUUUUGAUGUGAACAUGACCGCUGAUACUCUGGACACCCCCCAUAUUACUCCAGCGCCCAGCCAGUGCAGCACUCCUCCCACUACCUACCCACAGCCCAUACCUCACUCGCAGCCCAGUAUUCAGAGAAUGGUUCGGCUCUCGAGUUCGGACAGCAUCGGAGCCGACGUUACUGACAUCCUUUCAGACAUAGCAGAGGAGGCUUCCAAGCUACCCACCACUAACGAGGACUGCCCACCCAUUGGUACACCAGUCAGAGACUCUUCUAGUUCAGGGCAUUCACAAAGUGCUCUCUUUGACCCCGAUGUUUUCCAGACCAACAAUAGCGAGAACCCCUACACGGAUCCAGCAGACCUGAUAGCAGACGCUGCUGUGAGCCCCAACAGCGAUUCUUCAAACCAUUUUUUUCCAGAUGGGGUAGAUUUCAAUCCUGACCUGCUGAACAGCCAGAGUCAGAGCGGCUUUGGGGAGGAGUACUUUGACGAGAGUAGUCAGAGUGGAGACACUGAUGAUUUCAAGGGCUACGCGUCCCAGGCUCUGACCACUUUGGGGGUGCAAGUCUUGGGGGCUGACGGGGGUGAAAACAAGUUUAAGGGGGGCAAUCAGUCUGAUACGGUAGAUUUUAGUAUUAUUGCAGCUGCCAGCAAAGCGCUGGGGUCCUCUGACAUGAUGGAGCAUCACAGUGGAGGCCAGAGCCCUUUAUUGAAUACGGGGGAUUUAGGCAAAGAGAAGUCUCAGAAGCGGAUAAAGGAAGGCAAUGGGUCUGGAAGUAACAUGGCAGGGCCCGGGAUAGACGGGAAGCCGGGGAAGCGCAGCCGGACGCCGUCCAGCGAUGGUAAAAGCAAAGAGAAACUUCCGAAGCGGAAGAAGCAGGAGACGGAUGGGAAAUCUCCGUCUCACAGUUCAUCAAACAGGCCUUUCACGCCACCAGCGAGCACGGGUGGGUCCAAAUCUCCUGGGAGUUCAGGCAGGUCUCAGACUCCUCCUGGCAUGGCUACUCCUCCUAUUCCAAAAAUCACCAUUCAGAUCCCAAAAGGAACAGUGACUGUUGGCAAACCGUCUUCACAUGGCCAGUAUACAAGUAGCGGCUCUGUCACCUCCUCCAGCAGCAAAAGCCAUCAUAGCCAUUCUUCCUCCUCCUCCUCCUCUUCCUCCUCCUCAACCUCAGGCAAAAUUAAAAGCAGCAAAUCAGAAGGGUCUUCUGGCUCAAAGAUGAGCAGCAGCCUCUACUCAAGCCAAGGCGGCUCCAGUUCAGGUCAGUCCAAGAGCUCAGCUCAGUCAGUGGGGAAGCCUGGGUCCUCCCCCAUCACCAAACAUGGCCUCAACAGCGGUUCUGGAAGCACGAAGAUGAAGCCUCAAGGAAAGCCAUCGUCCCUCAUGAACCCUUCCAUGAGUAAACCAAACAUCUCUCCGUCUCAUUCGAGACCCUCUGGAGGUUCUGACAAGCUCGCUUCUCCCAUGAAACCUGUCCCUGGUACUCCCCCAUCAUCUAAAGCAAAGUCACCCAUCAGUUCAGGUUCUGGAGGCUCCCACAUGUCUGGGACUGGAUCAAGCUCAAGUAUGAAAUCAUCUUCAGGAAUGGGAUCAUCUGGGUCUAUGUCACAGAAACCACCUCCUUCAUCCAAUUCCUCAACUGCAUCUUCAUCUUCCUUUUCGUCUAGUGGGUCUUCCAUGUCUUCAUCUCAAAACCAGCAUGGAAGCUCCAAAGGCAAGUCUCCGAGCAGAAACAAGAAGCCAUCUCUGACUGCAGUCAUAGACAAACUUAAACAUGGGGUUGUCACUAGUGGGCCUGGUGGAGAUGACCCAAUGGAUGGACAGAUGGGGCCAAGUUCCAAUUCCUCAAGCCAUACUAUGUCCUCCAAACACAACAUGUCCGGAGGUGAGUUCCAGAGCAAACGUGAGAAGAGUGACAAAGAGAAAUCUAAAGUGUCUGUUUCUGGAGGAUCUGUGGACUCUUCCAAGAAGAAUUCAGAUUCCAAAAACGUUGGAAGCACUGGAGUGGCCAAAAUUAUCAUCAGCAAGCACGAUGGUGGUUCCCCUAGCAUUAAAGCCAAAGUAACUUUGCAGAAACCUGGGGAAGGAGGUGGGGAUAGCCUAAGGCCUCAAAUGGCUUCUUCCAAAAGCUAUGGGUCCCCUCUAAUCAGCGGAUCUACUCCGAAACACGAACGCUGCUCUCCCAGCCACAGUAAGUCACCAGCAUACACUCCCCAAAACAUAGACAGCGAGAGCGAGUCGGGCUCUUCCAUAGCAGAGAAAUCCUACCAGAACAGCCCCAGCUCUGAUGAUGGCAUUAGGCCUCUGCCUGAGUACAGCUCAGAAAAACACAAGAAACACAAGAAAGAGAAGAAAAAAGUGAAAGACAAAGACCGGGACAGAGAUCGGGAUCGGGAUAAAGACAGGGACAAGAAGAAAUCUCACGGCAUGAAGCCAGAGAGCUGGUCCAAGUCCCCCAUUUCAGCUGACCAGUCUCUCUCCAUGACAAGCAGCGCUCUCCUUUCAGCCGAGCGGCCCUCCCGGCCUAGCCCUGAGUUUUUGAUUGGGGAAGAAGAUGAUGAUCUCAUGGAUGUUGCUCUAAUUGGCAAUUAGUAUUCCUGGUGUCUUUAAAAAAGAGGAGCUGUACACAGGAGCGGAGGGUUCUAGAGAUGGAAAGAAAGGAACUGCUGAUUGUUACAGGGUGUGUUUGAAGAGAUAAAGUAUUUCCAGGGAUCUCCAAAGCCUGAGCAGGAGGUGUGAGCACCAGCAGCUUGUUGGGCAGGCCAGAUUCCUGCCUGUGGCCUUCAUCCUGCCAACACUUAAUCUAAUCCUUAGUUUCUCAAGUAUUACUGGCCCCAUUAGAGUUAAUGGGUACAAAGCUCAGUGUGUACCCCAAGCUGGUGCAGAAAAACAUAGACUAUGCCAGGAGUUCGUCUGCCUUCCUCCUUCCCCUUAGGAUGAAUUACUUUUAUAAGUUUUAAAGUGAUGAUUUCAGGACACAUUUUAGGGUUUAAUUUAAAAAGGGUGGUUGGAAGCAAAACCAAAAGUUUUUAAGAGUGUUUAAUUAUUUUGUGGCCAUUUCUUCAUUCAAUGCCUGAUUCAGCAUGGGGCCGAACAACUUCAUCUUCCUCUGACACCCACUGCUCUGCAGAACUGGGCACUAACGUUCCCAUGGGUGUUGGCAUUUUAUCCCAGAUCACAGAGAAGAGAUCCGUGUCUUCUCUUCCACUUCCCUUUCGUUUUAGCUAUGCAUUUAUUUCCCUAGCUGAAUGCCUUCCGAGGCUUGUUUUCAUGCAAUCUGUUACAGUUGUGUGAUACAGAGCCCGAAAUAAUUUGGGGAUAUGGGUCGAGCCCUGUGGAUUUGGGAGGCUCAUGUGCUGCUACUGUAGCUUUGGUGAAGGCGGUGGAAUUCUGCUGGAGGUGGUGAAUUUCUGGCCUGUGCUGGAGCAACUAAAUGGAAAGGGACUCUGUCUUCAUCUGAGUGUUGCUCCUGUGUCAGUCCAGCAAAGGGAGCUUCCACAGGAUCCUCUGACACUGCAUUCAGAGACUAAUGGGCUGAGAGCUACAUGUGUCCCACUUCCAAUCCAGCUAAGAGUUCGUGUAUCCACUGCAAACACUUCACUGGUGUCAAUGGAACAGGGUCAGGGUUUAAAAAUCUGCCUUGUUUUCACAAUCUCUUUGUUUCUGAGCACUUCAGGGCUUUUGCUUUGGGUUUUUUUCUUCCCUUUCUUUCCACUUGCAGCACGCCUCCCCACUAGCAAUUGUGGUGACACACAAGCGUCACCUUCUCAGGGAGGCGUUGGCCUGGCCACACCUUGGUUGUGUCCUGGUGUAAGCACUGAAAAACAGCCCUGAGCUGCUUGAUCCACGCGAGAGCUGCGGUAGGAGAAGCAAUUUCCUUGAGAGAUACAUUUUCCCCUUUUGGCUGAAAUUAAGAGCAUGACUCAGGCAUCCUCUGGUCUUGUGGCCUGUGAAAGGAAAAGAGACUUGGGAGAGAGUGUUUAUUUUUGAAAGCAAUGAAAUCUGAUUCACUGAAGAGGAAUGUGGGAAAUCAGGAGCUCUGCAACACGUGUCCUUUUGAAUUACCUACCGAGUCCUGCUCCUGUGGGAUUUUAUUGAUUCCUGGAGGCUGGGAUUUCCCUUGUGGGAAUGAGAUCGUACUGUGUGUGUUGGGAUGCAGUUUGAAACCAUGUCAAGGAUUUAAGUUGCUUUUAAACCAUGGAGACCUGCUUAUGGUCUGACCCCAAGCAAAGCUGUUUCUUUUCCAGUUCAUUCAAAACUGUAGCAAGGCCAAUGUCAGUUAGUUAUGGGAAUAUCUUUGCCUCUUCUUCCUACCUUCAGCUUAAUUCCAGAACUCCUGCACAACGUAGAGCUGUGAGUUUCCCCAAAGUCACCCUCCCCAGCUCUGGAGAGCUCUCCCCUCUUGUAUUUCCCACCCUUCAUCCUACAUCCCGUCGCUUCCCCCCUCCCCAACGCUCCCAUCCUCCUGCACCGAGACACACUAAAUCAAAGUCUAAACUUGGAGCCAAUGCCGUUACCUCAGGCAGCAUCAGAAUGGUGUGAUCACAGGGUGGCUGUGAAGAGGACGUCAGAAACCCAGCACUGGAGGAAUGGCUCUUGAGACUCUUAACUGUGGCAGCUGCCUCUUGGGACUGAGGCCAGUCCCAGCUCUCGCAGCUCUUCGCUUCCUCUCUCACUUACGUUUUUAAAGUUAUUUUGUUAGGAUAAAGGCCUGGGGAUCCAUUUGGGGUGGUGUGAGAGGGUGUAAAAAGUGCUUUUUUUUGAACUGAAUGAGGGCUUGGGGGAGUUUGGACUCCACAGUGAUAUUUUACAAAACAAAAACGCUGCUGAGCUCAGUCACCAACACAACAAUUAUGUUUUAAAAGAACGAGCUGCACGUGUUUCCUUGAGGGCCUUUCGCUCAAGAGCAGAGUUUGAAAUCCCUAAAAUUCCUCCUGUGGAGGGCAGGCAGCACAGCCCUAGCAAAGAAAAAAAAAAUGAACAAAAAAAGCACCUCCUGACCCCUCACCCCACCCCACAAGGCGCAACCCCCACCGUGGGCAUGGCAGUUUUGAUGCUUUUUGCCCCGUUUUGACACGCUGUGUGCGAUAAAUCAUGUGAAAGCGAGCACCAGGUGUCAGGUGGAGGGACACAACAGCGAGCCAACGUUUGGUCUGUCUUGACAAAUACUGUAUUUUAGAAAAUGCUUCUUUUUGCUUAUUCUCGAAGGUGAUUUGACGUCUUUCAGUAUUGGAAAGAGAGAAGGGAGUAGAACGAAAUGGAAGCCAAUCCUUUUAAUCUCAGGUGGCGGCCUGGAGGCGGAGAUUAAAAGAGAGUAGUUGUUUGCUGUGGUGGUGGUGAUGUAAAUACCUGGCUGGAAAUUGGCUUUUUUUUCUGUAAAUACCCGCCUGGGUUCUCGCGGGACGACCAGUGUCCUCCCGACUUAGUUGGAAAUACCGCAAAGAUCAUGUUUAUUUACAUGCAAAUAAAUC
Molecule: messenger RNA, 7797 nt
Organism: Colius striatus (speckled mousebird)
Lineage: Eukaryota; Metazoa; Chordata; Aves; Coliiformes; Coliidae
Gene: MED1
Product: mediator complex subunit 1
Exons: 17
Coding region: 167-4918 (1583 amino acids)
Biological process (GO): cellular response to thyroid hormone stimulus; regulation of transcription by RNA polymerase II
Cellular component (GO): mediator complex
Molecular function (GO): nuclear vitamin D receptor binding; nuclear thyroid hormone receptor binding; nuclear retinoic acid receptor binding
Source: RefSeq, a predicted model, not a curated record